AUGAAUCCUUGCUCAAUUGCUACACCUCAGCAAGACACCGAAGGAGAUGGAAGAUGGAAUAGUAUUCAUAACAGAUUUUUGUCAGACGCCAAGGGGAAGGAUGGUGAGGUGAUUUUCAUUGGUGAUUCUAUCCUACAGGCUUUGGAACACACAGAAGUGUGGAACCAAUGGUUUGCCCCGCUCCACUGUCUUAAUUUCAGUAUUCACAGAGAUCAAACUCAAAAUGUUUUGUGGCGUAUCAAAAAUGGAGAGCUUGACCAUGUCGACCCUAAAGUGAUAGUUGUGCAUGUUGGGACAAAUAAUGUUGAAUAUACUCCAGAGCAAGUCUGUGAAGGUAUUCUAGAAAUAAUUAGAACAAUCAGGGAGAAACACCCAAGUGCUUAUAUAGUUUUGCCUAGUCUACUUCCACGAGGUCAACAUCCAAACACUUUGAGAGAGAAAAAUUCGAAAAUCAAUCAACUUUUGCGUGAAAAAGUUGCAAAUAUGAAUAAAGUAGAAAUGGUGUUGAUAGACAAAGGUUUCAUACAAGCUGAUGGCACUAUUAGUCAUCAUGACAUGCAUGAUUACCUCAUACCUACCAAUGCAGCGUGUAGAAAAGCAUUUGAACCUAUUUAUGAUCUCCUCCAACAAAUUUUGUCUGAGGGAGAACCUGAAAAAGACUUAACCCCCUCAGAGUAA
Messenger RNA from Arctia plantaginis, 678 nucleotides. Lineage: Eukaryota; Metazoa; Arthropoda; Insecta; Lepidoptera; Erebidae. The record is from the annotation of a GenBank genome assembly.